AUGAUUCUGAUAUUGGUUCUUGGAAUGGCAUUUUCCUAUCCGCUAUACCUCGACUCAUUUACCAACAAACCUAUCAGAAUCUUGGCAGCAGAGUAUCAUCUUCUUGUCUCCGAACUCAAAAGAGACUUUGGAUCAAACCCUUUUAGAGCUGUGGAUGAGCUUAAUUUAACUUACGGACAUAACACAAGAUCUCAGAUCAACAGGAAUGGACGAGUCUUUAAGAUUCGUGUUGGAGACUCCUGGUUGUGUCGGAAGGGUAGGGAUCUUCUUAAAUGCGAGGACAGCAUAGAUUUCUGGGAAAUAUCCAAGAGUGGAGAUGGAUUCACUGUAUCCCAGGAAGGAUAUUGCCUUAGCACUAGGGAUGAGAAUAAACUUGUGUUGGAGAGGUGCAACGGGAGAAGUAGAAGUCAUGUCUUCCUCUUUGAAGAUAUGGGUGUUGAAAGUUGUCUGGAUUCGGUCGAUCUAAACGCAAAGCCUAGAACUGAGGCAGAAAUGGUGCAACAGCUCAAGCUCAAAAAGAAAUUAGAAAACCUGGGAAGGAAAAAUAGAGAUGAGGUAGAAAAGAUUAAGAAGAACCUGGAGGACAAGAAUGACUUCUCGAAGUAUGCCAAAAAAAACCUUCCGGACCUUGAUGGAAAGGAUGAUGUAAAGGAUGUCCUUCGCAAGUUAUGGGAUUUUAAUUGGAGGAGGCCCAAGUUCGGUCCUUCCAGCUUCUCCAUGCCUUGGUUUAGUUUCCCGUUUUGUAAGAAGUUGUGGUAA
This is a messenger RNA of Encephalitozoon intestinalis ATCC 50506, 759 nucleotides long. RefSeq lists its product as uncharacterized. The transcript has a single exon. The record is from RefSeq and is a predicted model, not a curated record. The coding region runs from base 1 to 759 and encodes 252 amino acids. Lineage: Eukaryota; Fungi; Microsporidia; Unikaryonidae.